GCAUAGUGUACAUUAACAACAACGGACGAGCGUAUGCAGGAACCUGGAGUUCAGGAGUUCUAGAACGUCUCCUACAAUGCACUUGGGAAAGUCAUCAGAUUAUUACACCUGAGAGUUUUUUCAAAAGUGGAUGAGAAAAAUUGAUUUUACCACUAAAAUAUUCGAGCAUUAUAAAAAUGUAUACGAAUCUUAAAAUUUCCAUAAUAGGAAAAUCGUGAAUUCGGCAUCGAUGUGUUGUCAAAGAUGGAACUCGGAUGGACCCAUGUCGAUCCCUCGCAAGCUGAGGUCCCAGCUGGGCCAACGACCCCUGUUGAGUUUGUUGUUGUUGGAUACUUGUUACUGGGUCCGAGAAAAUAAUAAUCCUUUUCAAGUCCCAUCCAAAAAAAAUAAAAAAAAAUCCCUUUUCUUAUGUAUUAAACAGCUUUAUUUACGGAAUAAUACUCGUCGGGUAGUACAAGGCCGGCGUCCAAGGCGGCCGUUCAUUUAAUCUAAUUAUCUCCGUUGCACGGCUUCGAAAAACGUGUAACUCUAUCUGCGAAUUAUCGUCGAUCCAGAUGUUUAAGGACAGCUGACGUUACGUACAUACUUGGCCAGAGGACCUAGGUAUUAGCAGAAGAAGAAAGGAAUUCCCUUAUAAUUACCAAUAUCCAAGACGGUGAAGCCUCAUACGCACCCAACCCGACAAUGCACCUCUCCAACGCAAUGCUCAGCCGCCUCCCGCCCUCGCUCCUCGUUCUUCUUACCGUCGCAACCCAGCUCCGCGCGCAGCAACAGCAGCAUCCGACAGCGAUCCGGAAGAUGUCGCUAGACGAAGGCGAAAUGUUUUUACCAGAGUACUACGCCUUCGCACCAGCACAACUACAGCCCCGCGACGAAGGAGAAGAAGCAGAGCUCCUCCUUGCCGGAAACAGCUCCGCCGCGAUCCCGUUCCGUCCGCCGUACCCGCUACACUACGAUUACCAUAGAGCCGGGACAAGAGGAAGAGUAGAAGGGAAAGAAAAUGGAGACUCAGGACCGUCUCUGUAUAAACGCGCGCGCGACGUCCUAGCCAAGCUGCAAGGCCGCCAGUUCGCGUGUCCUGAUAACACUAAUAGCUGCGAGAACAUCGACCAGCCGAAUUACUGCUGCACCCAGGGGACCAAGUGCUUCGUCGUGACGAACGCCCCCGACGCCGGAAACGUAGGAUGUUGCCCGGACGGCCAGACAUGCGGCGUGACAGUGGGACAAUGCUCAGAUGGCUCCUCAGCCUGCCCAGCGGACCAAGGGGGCGGAUGCUGCAUCUCAGGGUUCGUAUGCGCUGACGUCGGAUGCGUCCACAGCACCGUCUCCGUCAUCACCCAAACAACCAUAAAAUCCACCACCGUAGCCGUGACCCCCUCCGCCUCAACGCAAGUCAUCACCGUAAUCGUAACCGUAACGCCUUCCGACGGCGGCGCCCCCGUCCUUAGUACCACGACGCGGACCACCACCGCGAGCGCGACUCCCACCUCCACCAGCUCCAUCACCGCAACAGGCGGUAUCCCGCCCUACCGACCCACAAGCGGUUCCUCCUCCUCCACCGCAACAGUAACCUCCCCUUCUCCCUCCGAAUCAACAUCCUACUGCCCAACUGGGUUCUACGCGUGCCUCGCCCGCGAAGGCGGCGGAUGCUGCCGCACCGGGCGCGACUGCAGCACGACAUCGUGUCCGGCGCCACCGCCCAUGACGACGAUAAUCUCCAGCGGAGUCACCAUCGCGGUCCCGGCAUCCGACGCGCAGGCAGCUGAGGGCGCACAGCCCACCGCGACAUGUGCUUUGGGGUGGUUUCUAUGCGGCGAAGACGCCGGGCCGGUCGCGGGAUGCUGUCCCUCGGGGUAUACCUGCGGCGCGGCAAGCUGCACGAUAUCGACGAACACGGCGACGGCGACGGUGCAGAAGGAGUUGCCGAAUGCGGCGUUGAGCAGUAAGAGUAGGGGUAGGAUUGUGGAUGUGCUGGCGUUAGCUUGGGUGGCAGGUGUGUCUGCUUUGGUUUUGAUAUAGGGUGAAUAGCCGGCCAAGACGAGACGACGAGGAAACUUGGGUAUGAAGCUGUAACAUGAGAUAUGACGGAUGAAUGAAAAAGAUGAUGUACCUAACCUAAACAAAGGGGUCCUGCAUAUAGAUCGACGGCGAGCGCAGCGUUGCGAAGCCAUUAUUUUGCAUUUUGCAUGGGGCGGAGUUGGUAGCAUGUUUUACUAUUAGACAUGAACUAUUUAUUGCUUCGAUUUGAUUUUUUGCAUUAAAUUUGCGCUCUAUCACGCCGUCGUAGUUAUCAAAAAAGCUCAAUAUAAAAUAGAAAUGCUAGUUACCAAUCCUGCUA
Daldinia vernicosa is the source of this 2338-nucleotide messenger RNA. RefSeq lists its product as uncharacterized. The record is from RefSeq and is a predicted model, not a curated record. Bases 685 to 2019 code for a protein of 444 amino acids. Lineage: Eukaryota; Fungi; Ascomycota; Sordariomycetes; Xylariales; Hypoxylaceae. The transcript has 2 exons.